CGGUAUAUGGACCGGGGUUUCUGAUGUGGUUCGAACGUGGGGUGUUUCUUUGAUUUUGGUUAUGGAUCCUGCUUGGUAUUUGGGGGGUCUCGAUUUGUAAUCUUCAGAUGUGUUGUCUCUGAUUGAUAUACUUUCCGAUUUAUAGUUUCGUCAUAUCGGCUUGGAUUCCAGUUUGGGGGGGUUUUGUUUUGUUCCAAGAUUUGCCUCUGUUUGAUAGUUCCGGGUCUAUUCGUCUCUCUCUCCAAUUAGGGUUUUGAAAUGGCUCGAAAGCACAGAAAUGGAUCGAGUGAUGACGACGAAGUCGUAGAUCAUCGUUAUAGGGACAAGAAUAGUUCGAGAUCCAGUCAUCAUGAGCACCGAAGUAAGACCCGGCAUUCUCGCCGGGAUAAGGAUGACGACGAUGUUAGGGAUAGGCACCGGAAGAGGUCUGAACGGCGACGGGAUGAGGAAGGGGAUGGUUACCGUUAUGAGAAAGAAAAGAGGGAAAGAACUGAAAGAGUUGAUAGGGAGAGGAAUCAGAGGAGAGAAAAAGGAAGGAAUGAGGAUGGAGAGGAUGCUCGGAGUUUGAGAGAGAAGGAUAACGUGAAUGAGAAUUCGAAGUCCCAAAAACAAACGGCACCGCAAGGGGGAAACUUGAAUCCAGCGUCAGCUAAUUUGGGGAGAAGCGGAGGGGUUUACAUUCCGCCAUUCAAGCUAGCCCGUAUGAUGAAAGAGGUGCAGGACAAGAGCAGCGUUGAGUAUCAGCGCUUGACAUGGGAUGCUCUUAGGAAGAGUAUAAAUGGACUGGUCAAUAAGGUGAAUGCAACCAAUAUUAAGAAUAUAAUUCCCGAGCUUUUUGCAGAGAAUUUGAUCCGGGGUAGGGGUCUCUUUUGCCGGUCAUGUAUGAAAUCCCAAAUGGCAUCUCCGGGGUUCACAGAUGUAUUUGCUGCAUUGGUUGCUGUUGUAAAUACUAAAUUUCCAGAAGUGGGUGAUCUUUUGUUGAGGAGAAUAAUCUUACAGCUCAAGCGAGCCUACAAACGCAAUGACAAGCCACAACUGUUAGCUGCUGUUAAAUUCAUAGCACAUCUUGUGAACCAGCAAGUGGUUCAUGAGCUUGUAGCUUUGGAGCUGCUCACACUCUUGUUGGACAAACCUACUGAUGACAGUGUUGAGGUAGCAGUGGGGUUUGUGACUGAAUGUGGAUCAAUACUUCAAGACCUUUCGCCGAGGGGGUUGCAUGGUAUAUUUGAGCGUUUUCGUGGAAUUCUUCAUGAAGGAGAAAUAGACAAAAGAGUGCAGUUUCUAAUUGAGGGUCUAUUUGCAAUAAGAAAAGCCAAAUUUCAGGGCUACCCAGCUGUUCGUCCAGAGUUGGACCUCGUUGAGCAAGAGGAUCAACUAACUCAUGAAAUCUCCCUCCAGGAUGAGGAAUUAGACCCAGAGACUGCCUUAGAUAUUUUCAAGCCAGAUCCUCAGUUCUUGGAGAGUGAGAAGAGAUAUGAAGACUUGAAGACAAGCAUUCUUGGUGAGGAUUCUGAAGAUGAGGGAGAUUCAGAUGCAGGCUCAGAUGAUGAAGAUGGUGAAGAAUCUGAUGAUGAUGAAGAAGAAGAAGAGGAGCAGAUGAAAAUAAAGGAUGAGACGGAAACAAAUCUUGUAAAUCUGCGGAGGACAAUUUAUCUAACAAUAAUGUCUAGUGUUGAUUUUGAGGAAGCUGGUCACAAACUAUUGAAGAUCAAGUUGGAGCCUGGUCAAGAGAUGGAACUGUGUAUCAUGCUGUUGGAGUGCUGCAGUCAAGAGAGAACUUACCUUCGUUAUUAUGGUCUUCUGGGGCAGCGGUUUUGCAUGAUUAACAAGGUCCACCAGGAAAAUUUUGAGAAGUGCUUUGUUCAGCAGUACUCUAUGAUCCAUCGUCUGGAGACAAAUAAGCUGCGUAAUGUGGCAAAAUUUUUUGCUCAUUUACUUGGGACAGAAGCCCUGCCUUGGCAUGUUUUAGCUUACAUACGGCUUACUGAGGAGGAUACCACAUCAUCAUCCCGUAUUUUCAUAAAGAUUCUCUUUCAGGAACUGUCAGAGCACCUCGGCAUUCGCCUGUUGAAUGAACGGCUUUCAGAUCCGACAAUGCAGGACUCAUUUGAGUCUAUCUUCCCAAAGGACAAUCCCAAGAAUACACGGUUUGCUAUUAAUUUCUUCACAUCUAUUGGGCUUGGUGGUAUCACUGAGAAUUUGAGAGAGUACUUGAAGAACAUGCCGCGCCUUAUUAUGCAACAACAGAAACCAGUAUCUGAGUCGGACCAAGCAUCUGAGAGUUCUGGAUCUUCUGAUUCUGAUGCUUCAAAUUCCGAGUCAGAUUCAGGGUCAUCUAGCUCCGAUGAUCAAAGUGAAAGUGAAACCGAAAGUGACAAUGAUGACGAGAAACGCAGGAAGCGGAGGAGACGAUGAGGAACCGUUAUAUAUACCCCUAUGUUAGAGGAAGCAGUUAUUUGUAUCCGCAGUUUCUAGAAUAUUGUGUCGAUCUGAAUGAGUGAAAAUUUGCAAGUAAUGUAUGGCAUUUGCUCGUAGGUGUUAUUCCACAACAGUUGGAGCUUCAGUUUAGUCAUUGGCUGGUAGCUUAUGCAGCCAUACAGUUGAGAUUUAGUCUUAGAUUUCAAGCGUUAAAAGCCUUUGGGUGACCACUGUUGUACAGGAUUUUGGCUUGGUAAAAUUAUGACCUGUUAAUCUGCUUAGAA
This is a messenger RNA of Diospyros lotus (date-plum), 2702 nucleotides long. RefSeq lists its product as uncharacterized. Gene Ontology annotation, biological process: mRNA splicing, via spliceosome. Gene Ontology annotation, molecular function: protein binding; RNA binding. The coding region runs from base 259 to 2415 and encodes 718 amino acids. NCBI's taxonomy places the organism in Eukaryota, Viridiplantae, Streptophyta, Magnoliopsida, Ericales, Ebenaceae. The record is from RefSeq and is a predicted model, not a curated record. The transcript is spliced from 7 exons. Gene Ontology annotation, cellular component: catalytic step 2 spliceosome.